Fulvia fulva is the source of this 1254-nucleotide messenger RNA. RefSeq names its product Aromatic peroxygenase. NCBI's taxonomy places the organism in Eukaryota, Fungi, Ascomycota, Dothideomycetes, Mycosphaerellales, Mycosphaerellaceae. Gene Ontology annotation, molecular function: peroxidase activity. The record is from RefSeq and is a predicted model, not a curated record. Bases 1 to 1254 code for a protein of 417 amino acids. The transcript is spliced from 3 exons.
AUGAAGGUUGCAUUGAUAUUCGCUGCUCUACCAGCGCUGGGCCUCGCCCUACCAGGCUACAAAGAUCUCAACCUAAUCCAGGAACGCCAAUCUCUCGGUCAGCUUGGGAAUGUGAUCAACGACUUGAAGGGAACGGUUGGAUCUAUUGCAGGUGCUCUUGAUCUCGACAACAGGCGGCCGGAGCCUGAAUAUGAAUUCGUCGAGCCAUUGCCGACCGAUUCGCGAGGUCCUUGCCCGGGACUCAGCUUGCUUGCGAAUUAUGGCUAUCUACCACGCGACGGGCGUGUCAAUGUUGCCCUUGAUCUUGCAACCGUGCUCUGCGUUUUCGCCGUCCUUUCGGAUGGCGACAUUGAGACUGAAUCCUGGUACCUGGGUGCUGGACCAGGUUCCAUCGGCGGGCUCAAUAGGCAUUCAACCGUCGAGGCAGACAUCUCGCCGAACAGAGAGGACUUCUUCAACGGCUGUGGCGACAAUCACCACCUCUCAUCCCGUAUGUUCAAGCAGAACGUCGGCUUCGUGAACGACGACCCAAACAAGGAAUUCUCCUACGAUGCUAUGCGGAAACACUACUCGGCCAACUCCCGCUUCACCCAGCAGUACAACCCGUGGAUCUCCUACUUCCCUUUCCCAUCGAUCGUCUCUGUGGUGGCAUUCAAUUUCUACCCAGAGUAUUUCUCGAACGGAACCUACGGUGCCGGUGGCGUUGCCAACUAUGAGAGUAUCUCCAGCAUUGUAGGCGCAAGCUACAAUGAGGAGAUCGAGCAAUUCGAUUACGUCUCUGAGCGCUGGCCAGAGAACUGGUACCGUCGUGCCACUCCAUACGGUGCUGUCGAGGCUCUCACUGAUGGCUUCACCCGUAUUUACCCAGCUAACCCCGUCGCCAUGCCCUUCGGCCAAGUCGGUACCCCGAACCUUAACGCCACCACUCUCCUUUGCAACAUAUACCAAGGCCUCAACUCCGUCACACCCCUCGCCCUCGCCGGCGAAGCCGAGUCAACCUACGCCGGAGUCUCCUGGGCGCUCGGCAAGCUCACUGUUGCAGGUCUUUCGGGUACGAUCCUCGGCUGCCCGACUGACACCAUCUCCGCCAACUUCCUCUUUCCCAACCGAACCACUACUGGCGGACCUCUCGGACCACCACUAUAUAUUGCGGCUAAGAAUGGUGACAACGUGUACUACAAGAGCUACUUUCCUGCGGCACCGACGAAACCGAAUUGUCAGGGACCCACGGACUCUGGCAAGGAGGAGUACUAG